AACCGGCCCACUCACUCACUCGCCACAUCACAUCCCGACAGCUCAUCGCUUUCGUUAUCUGCACACGCCGUGCUAUAGCAUUCGCUAGCGUGCGAGACCCCCACACUCAGCAAGCCGUUCCGCUCCACGGCGUCCUUGCUUUCUCUCGUUCUCAACCUCAGGUGGCCCAAGACGCACCUGCGUUUCAGCGUGACACCACCAAGACAGUCUUCUACUGAGACACCGGACAACGGGGCAAGCCCAUCCAUCGACUUGAGGCAUUUCUUGGUCUCUGUCAAUCGCGGGCCGCUCAAGCCAUAGCGCCAUCUUAACUCUCCGUGCCACUCCUAGUGGAGAAGGGCAUAUUUCCAGGUAUCCUUUCGACGUUCUCUUUGUGUAUCGGAUUCCCCCAUUCCACUGGGCCCCGUCCAGCAGAACCUGAAACCGCCCCAAAGAGACGCCCGCUUGUGUAAUCCGGCAACGACAAUGGCAGCAGGCCUUCUCACGGACCUGCCGCCGGCCUACGAGCGCGCGCUCAGGCUGAUCGACCAGGCGCACGCCGAGGACCCGCGGCGCAUCCGGCUCGACGCGAGCGGCAAGGUCGUCCAGGAGACGAGCAUCUUCUCGGCGGCGGCCGGGUCGUCUGUCGGGUCGGCCGCGGCAUCGUCGGCAGGGAAGGGGGGGCAAGACGGCGACGAGGAGGAGAAGGAGAAGGAGAAGGAGGUGCCGUAUGAGCUGCACUAUGCGCAGAAGAUGACGCGCUGGCUUAGGCUGAGGUGUCCUGAGGCGUCGCCGGUGUUGCAGGUUGCGUGCCGGGCGCAGCAUUUUCGGAGAUGGGAGAUGCCCCGGGACACAUUCCCCAAAACCCGCCCAGGCUACCUGACCUGGCGGGCCAAGCAAAAGUCACAAGCAGCGCAGAAAGUCACCGAGCUGCUACAACAACAACACCAGCAAGACCCUGCCGGGGACGCCCUGCCGCAGUCCGAUAUCGACCGGAUCGCCGCGCUGAUUCGCAAGGAGGGCCUGGGCCGCGAGGACAGCGACGAGACCCAGGUGCUCGAGGACGUGGCGUGCCUGGUCUUUCUGGACGACCAGUUCGACGACUUUGAGUCCGCGGCCAAGGUGGACGAGGACAAGAUGGUGGGACUCCUUCGCAAGACAUGGGGCAAGAUGAGUGCCGAUGGGCAGAAGCUCGCGCUAGGGAUGGAGCUUAGUGAGCGGGCGAGGGAGCUUGUUGCUAAGGCGUUGAGUGAUUGACGGAGUCCGGCUUAGUUUUGCACACGCUUAUGAUAUAUAUACCUAGAAGACGUACUGUGAGUACACGAUUGAAUCGUCAAGUCAUUCCGAC
Microdochium trichocladiopsis is the source of this 1327-nucleotide messenger RNA. RefSeq lists its product as uncharacterized. The record is from RefSeq and is a predicted model, not a curated record. Lineage: Eukaryota; Fungi; Ascomycota; Sordariomycetes; Xylariales; Microdochiaceae. Bases 466 to 1236 code for a protein of 256 amino acids. The transcript is spliced from 2 exons.